Drosophila erecta is the source of this 3325-nucleotide messenger RNA. RefSeq names its product sodium channel protein Nach. The record is from RefSeq and is a predicted model, not a curated record. Gene Ontology annotation, cellular component: membrane. Bases 1647 to 3242 code for a protein of 531 amino acids. Lineage: Eukaryota; Metazoa; Arthropoda; Insecta; Diptera; Drosophilidae. Gene Ontology annotation, molecular function: ligand-gated sodium channel activity. The transcript is spliced from 9 exons. Gene Ontology annotation, biological process: sodium ion transmembrane transport.
AUGUCUGAUGCUCCAGGAGCGGAUUCACCAACUCGCUUUUACCUAGUUAACUUCGAGAGCUACUUGAGGCCCAAGCAGCCAAACAAAUGUCAGCCUCUUCAGCGGUUCGAGAAGCCAAAUGGAAGAACCACUUUUCUGUACAGGAACCUAAAACGAUUAAAGAUUCUCAGGUGGUAUAGUAGUGCGUCGAAACGAUUUGAGCAGCUCCCACUGCCCAAGUUCCUUGGAUUCCUGCGUGCCCGCAAUGAUGACGGCCUAUGUAAGCGGAAGACAGGAUUUGAGAUCUACUGCGAGAUGGCCAGCAUACAUGGCUUUCACAUUUUUGUGGGAGCGAAAACUUGGCAAAGGAUUCUGUGGUGGCUACUCAUUUGCAAUGCGGUGCUGCUUUCACUUAUCCUAGUGGUCAUGUCGCUUUCCAUGUCGAAGGAAACGCCCACAAUCCGCUUCAUAGACACCAUGAUGAAGCCCACGGCGAAAGUGCCUUUUCCUGCAGUCACCAUCUGCGCAUUCAACACAAUCUUUACGCAAGGGUUACAGAAUAGGGAAUGGAUGAGCGCUUCUGUAAUGGAACAAGUAACCCGAAGAAAUGCAAGUUGGUUGGAACUUCUGGAGGAUGCGGCAUUACCGAUCUGUCCGCUAGUUAAAGUCUGUCAGUGGGACACUCGAAUGGUUAACUGCCUGGAUGAACUGCAGCCCAUUUGGACUCUUGACCAAAGACUGUGCUGCACUUUUGGCUACAACCAGCAGCUCUUCAGCUCCCAUUUGGGAUUUAGUUUUGUUCUAAGAUCCAGUGAUACGGACCUGCAAAGUUCGCAAUCAGCUGGCUUUGAGGUGCUCAUACACGAAUCCCACGAAAUGCCCGAUGGAGCAACUCCAAGGCUGUUAGUGCCAAGCGGAUCAGAGGCCCACAUCAUGCUCAGACCAUAUGUCAAUCGAUUCUCGAGGAAUCUGGAGGGCUUAUCUCUGCAGAAAAGAGGCUGCUAUUUUCCAACAGAGCGCCGUCUAAUGUCUUCUGAUGUGUACAACCAAAUAAACUGUCUGGCUGAAUGUCGCAGCGAAAAUAUAUUAGAAUCAUGUGGCUGUGCGCCUCCAAAAUCACCUCUUGGGAAAAGCUGGCCCAUUUGCGAUAUUCAGCAAAUGCAGUGUGUAAUAGAUUUUGAUCAUGAUGAGAUCAGCAGCGGGGAACAAAAGAAUUGCGAUUGCCUUCCGCCAUGUGAAUUCAAUCGCUAUGAAUUCCAAAGUGAUAUACGACUUAUAAAGGGAAUGACUAAUAAUAGUAUUGUUAGCACAAGCAAUCAAGGGCGCACAAAUGAGGUCCGUGUCCGUGUCUACUACGACUCAUCAACUGCGGAGGAGCUGCUCCUGGACGUGUACGAAAACUGGCUGACAUUCAUAGGAACCUUUGGCGGUAUAACCGGACUAUUUAUGGGCUGCAGUUUCGUUUCGGUCUUCGAGCUGAUUUUCUUUUCGUGUGUGCGACCCACAUGCAACUGGCUGACCAGGAAACAGAUACUCUGGCGACGACGUAGGAAUCAGAGGGUGGGCAACACGGAGGCGAGGUCAUUAGGGCCGGCUAAUUAGGAGCUGUCCUAAUUACCUUGACGUCGCCCAAGUCGCAGUUGAACUAAGGAGCUCAGCCUGAAGAGAUGGCGUUCAAGAAGCGGCGCAUCUUCGACUUGCACCAAGUGCAGGCGCAACAGAUGGCCACCGCCGCCAGUCACAGUCGCAGUCAUCCCAUCCAGCACCAUUCACACAAUCCCAUCCGUCCCCAGCAUGGUUUUCGCCAAAUCGGAGAAUGGUUCACCGAGAACAUGCGCAACUACUGCCAGACCACUUCGCUCCACGGAUUCAAUUAUAUCACCCGGCAGGACAUCAGUCGCCACGAGCGUUGGUUCUGGCUGCUGGUUGUCAUCCUGGCCAUCAUCACCUCCAUUGUGCUGGUGGUGGUGUCCUGGUACUGGAGCCAGGAAACCCCAACGGUGACCGUCAUCGAAAGCUCGCACUUUCCCACCUGGAACAUUCCGUUUCCGGCCGUCACCAUAUGCAACUUCAAUAAGAUAUCGAAGACCAAGGCACUUAGCUUGCUGGACCAAAUGAAAGUUCCAGUCGGAGUCAACAGAUCCGAGCUGCACAACCUCUUCAAUCUGACACUUUUGCCCGUGGAUACCAUGAUUAGCAAUGAUUCGCUGCAGAUCUACGAUCGGAUUCUGAACCUCAACAACCUCACGCUCACAAGGCUCACCCAGCAACUGUCGCCGGACUGCAUCGAUAUGAUCUCCAGCUGCAUUUGGAAGGGCAUCAAUACGCGCUGCGACAGCCUCUUCCAACGCAUAGAUACCAUGGAGGGGCAGUGCUGCACCUUCAACUACUUCGGCGGCAUCAGCAACAAUUUUCCGGAAAAAAUUGCCUACCAGGUUCCAAAGCGGCCAUAUCGCGUUACGGGAUGCGGCUAUCCGACGGGUCUGUCGGUCCUGCUUAACCCCAUGAUAUCGGACUACUAUGGAACCUUCUUCAGUGGCUAUGGCUUCCGCCUGCUCCUCCACGACGCCUAUAACUUUCCGGAUGAGAACUCGGAGACGAAGGUGGUCACCACCACGAGGGAGAGCUUUGUGAGAAUAAACCCGGAGUCCACCUACGCCACCAACGAUAUUCGCCGCAUGGAUCUGUCCCUGAGGAACUGCCUCUUUGGAGGCGAGCGGACCAUGCAUGGCCUCAGGCGCUACUCCUUCAUCAACUGCAUGUUCGAGUGCCGGGUGCGGAUGGCAGUGGACCUUUGUGGUUGCCUUCCACCGUACGUUUACAACAACGGCAGCUACAAGGUGUGCGGUGUGUUGCUGACCAACUGCAUAAUCGCAAGCAAAAGAAUCUUUUCCCACGCCCUGGCCAAUCUGAAUUUCUCGCUCUCAAUUGUCCGAGAGACGGAUAGCUUUCCCUGUGGAUGUCUGCCGGACUGCCAGUCGAACCAUUAUGUUUCCGAGAGCACUACGGGCCGCCUGGACAUGAGCUACUUUGCCAACCGACCAUCGUUCAACAAUGCCACAGACAGGAUACUACUCCACGUGUUUUUCAGCGACCUGAUGAGCACCAGAUAUCGAACGGACAUAUUUCAGAACUGGCUGUCCGCCCUGGCUUCAUUCGGCGGCUUGCUGGGACUAAUUAUGGGAUUCAGCAUAGUGACGGCCUUCGAGUUCGUGUACUUCCUCACCUUCCGGCCAGUUUUCAACUACAUCAACAGGGACUAGACCCAUUGCACUCCACUUGACACACUUUCAUUAGAGCUCUGAUUGAUGAGCAGUAGCUGCACUAUAAAUGGUCUGAACUCGAG